This is a messenger RNA of Ceratitis capitata (Mediterranean fruit fly), 2315 nucleotides long. RefSeq lists its product as uncharacterized. The coding region runs from base 98 to 2212 and encodes 704 amino acids. Lineage: Eukaryota; Metazoa; Arthropoda; Insecta; Diptera; Tephritidae. The record is from RefSeq and is a predicted model, not a curated record. The transcript has 7 exons.
UAGAAUAAACAAGCGAAACCGAGAACUCUCAAAAUACGUGCCGUGUGAAUAAGGUUCCCCUUCACAUUCGUAAUUGAGAGGACGAACAAUAUAUUUCAUGAGGCCGUGGAAGAGCCGUGUAAGUCUGAAGAAUUUAAAGGAUCUAUACAUUAUGCGGAAAAUACGUCGACGUUUCGGUUACAAAGUUGCGGCACUGCUGUCUUUACUUAUAAUAAUUAUUUUUCUAUUUUUUAUUGCACCAAAAGAAAUGGAUCGAAGUGAGAAAAUUCUAAUAAUGGAGCGUUCUAUACGUUCUCCAAUGAAUCGUGGUGAGUGUCAUCUGCCCCAAUUACCAAUGGAUGAUCCAGAAGUAAUGAAAUACUAUCAUACAGUCGAAAAAGUUCAGUGCGGAAAUAUUCUUGAUGACUGGGUUACAUGCGAGAAAUCCAUAUGCUUUGUUAAACCUGAAAUUAGUGCAACUCACGGAGAAGUGUUGUGCACUUAUACCGAUAUAAUACGUAAGUCUGAUUACGAUAGCAGAUAUGGCAAAUCGACUAAAACAAAGGAACCUUACAUCUUACGGGAUAGCGAUUUUGUAAAGGUUGUAUGUCACAGUGCUACAUCUGGCAGUAGUUGGUAUGGAAUGGCAUAUGGCAUACGUGAUGGAGUCGCUGUGAAACCUAAAAUUCCUCCAAAAGUGCCAAUUUAUGCAGGAUUUGCAGCAGGGGAAAGCGAUGUUGUCGAUAUGGUAGACGAAGACAAUAGCUCCUUAUUGCCGAAACGUUAUAACGUAUUAAUGUUUGGAUUUGACUCACUUAGCCGUAAUGCUUUUCAACGCAAAUUGCCAAAAACUUACUCAUAUCUCAUGCAGGAAUUAAAGGCAAUUGUUUUAAAAGGUUAUAAUAUUGUUGGUGAUGGCACUCCACAGGCUUUAGUGCCAUUGCUUACAGGCUACACCGAGCUAGAGUUGCCAGAGACUCGUACGCGUAUACCGAAUGCAAGGAACGUAGAUGUUUAUCCUAUGAUAUGGAAAGAGUAUGCACGUCAAGGUUACUACACUUCAUUCAACGAAGAUAUGCCAAAUAUUGGAACUUUCACCUACCGUAUGAAAGGAUUUCAUGAACAGCCAGUCGAUCACUAUUUGCGUACACUAUAUAUGGAAGCAAGAAAUAUGUGGAACUGUUGUGAAGAACACUGUAUCGGGCAUCAAGCCGACCAUAUUGUUAUGAUGGAAUAUACGAAAAAUUUUAUGCUCAAAUACAAGGACUCUCCACGAUUUGUGUUCAGCUUUCAUGGUGGACUCUCACAUGAUUCUAUUAAUCUAGUAGGCGCAGCUGACGAAGAUUUAAGCUCAUGGUUGCGAAUAUUGAAGGAAACCCACGUCUUAGACAAUACAAUUCUUAUUAUGAUGUCAGACCACGGCAACCGUUUUGCAGCAGUACGGGCCACAUUGCAGGGAAAACAAGAAGAGCGACUUCCGUUUUUCAGCUUUACAUUUCCGCGAUCUUUUCAAAAGCAGUUUCCGCAUUACUAUGCUAAAUUCGUGGGGAACGCCGAAUCUUUGACAACACCAUUUGACGUUCAUGCUACGCUUCAACAUCUGAUUGAACUUCAAAAUAGUAUUGUGGACAACGAGGCAGAUAAUUUAAAUUCAUAUCAUUUAACCCAGACCAUGCCUACACCGUAUGUAAAACGUGCCCAAAAUCGCGCUAUCUCACUAUUCGAUUCAAUACCCAAAAAUCGCUCAUGCAGCGAUGCUUAUAUUGAACCACAUUGGUGUGCCUGCCUCAAUUGGCAGCGUUUAUCACUCAAUGAAAGUGAAUCUCAUAUGCCAACAUUGCGUAAAGCGGCGGAGAGCAUUGUGGCAACCAUCAACAAUUUAACCGAUUCUUAUCGUGCUCUAUGUGCACCACUGGAACUGGAACGUAUAAAUUGGGCAUUGCGACUACAUCCGCAUAAAGAGCUCAUAACCUACAAACAAAACAGUGAUAAGGAUGGCUAUGUGGCAGAUAUGAGUGACAAAAUGCGAAUACACGAAGAGUUAUAUCAGUUGCAAAUCGUCGUUGUCCCUGGUCAGUCACUUUUUGAAGCUAGUGUUGUAUAUGAUCUGGAUACUUUCGAAAUGCAUACCAAAGUCGCAGAAAUAUCGCGUGUAAACAAGUACGGAAAUCAAGCCAAUUGCAUAUACGAACGUAAUCCGGAAUUACGAAAAUAUUGCUAUUGUCGUGCGUAAAUGCACUGAGGGUAUUUAAACUAGUCGUUCAUUAUAAAGAACAUUAAAUCAUAUCAUUGCUGACAUAACUCCAAUAUAAUUUACCUGUGAAAUUUAAAAUAAC